AACGGCGCCAACAGACCUUAUUCAUCCAAGCCAAGUAUGUGUGUAGUUUCACCUGUAGCAGCGUGCGUUUGCUUUCAAGGGUAAAGUUUUACGCUGCUCUUCGCUGGCCCUGGCGCGAAUUCUGCAUCUUAUAUGGUAGUACAGUAACGAUCGGAAAUCUUGGUGCCGUUUGUUAAGCAGCGCGCACUCGUGAGCCACUCUAGAUGCCCGAUCAUGAGUUUGUGCGUGUGCCGGUCGGCGGUUCAGCUGGAGAAGCUUCUCAGGCGCACGCUGCUGACCUCUCCGUGCGCACGGCGCAUGUACUCCGCCAGCGGCGGCGCGAGAGACAAGAAGAACCGGACCGUGCUCAUGUACGUCACUUCGAUGACUGUGCUCGUCGGUGGGCUCAGCUACGCGGCCGUACCGCUGUACAGGAUGUACUGUCAGUCAACGGGCCGGGGCGGCCAGGCAUUUGCGAUCGAGGCCGGUGAAAAAAUCGAGAAGAUGGACCGUGUGAGCCAUCGCCAGAUCAGGGUCAACUUUUCCGCCGACACUGGCUCAGGGCUUCGAUGGAACUUCAAGCCACGCCAGUCAGACAUUGUGGUUGCCCCAGGUGAGACCGUGCUGGCCUUCUACACGGCUCGCAAUCCAGGCGACAAGCCUGUAGAUGGCAUCGCCACCUAUAACAUCCUGCCCUUCGAGGCGGGGAAGUACUUCAACAAGAUCCAGUGUUUCUGUUUUGAAGAGCAGCGCCUGAACCCCAAUGAACAGGUGGACAUGCCAGUGUUCUUCUACAUCGACCCGGAAUAUGCCGCUGACCCGCUACUAGAGAACUGUAAUGAUAUCACGCUGUCAUAUACCUUCUUUGAGGCCAAGCCGGGCAUACAGCUGCCUCUACCCAAUAUCCGGUGAUGCCACCCAAUGCGCCUCGUUUAGUCUCGGGACACUCCUCUACAACAUGCUGAAGAAAGCAACGCAAUUCACGCUAGUUAGUGUGUAAAAUGAACUUUCUGAUUGUUACCAUAGACUUUUCUAAAACAAACUAGUGGGGCCUCUGGUGCUGCCAUCGUUCAGCCACCAUGGAAAUAAUGGGUAGUACAUGGAUUUGCCUAGUCGUCGUGCUUGCGGCUUCGAACGCACUUGUGGCUUUCUUUAUUGCUGGGUUUUGCUUUUGUUUUGAAUAAAAUUAAGGACCGUUGUAAACUUCGUGACCCGAUUUGAAUUGGUGAGCCUAAAAGGUUAGGGUGGUGAAGUGCAACUGCUGAACGUCUUCUGAUUGUCGUCUCGUGACGAAGCGGCUCCAGGCCACACGAAGCCAAACGGAGCCUAAAGAACAAAGGUUAGACAAAUUUGUGCACUUCCCAUCAUUCCCGUGCUGACUGAAGCACCGUGCGUAGCAGCUCUGACAGGCAACAGCGCCAAAGUUCCCUCUAGUCUAUAGGAAACUAUGGUUGUUGCGUGCACCAUUUGAAUGAUGUCCAUGACAGUUUGGUUGCUGAUCUUGAUUGUGGGUUUGAUCCUGGGUUGUCUUACACACAGUACUAUGGGAGUGUAAUUAGAAAAAAAAUAAAUAAAAAGUUCCAUCCCAUACUG
Rhipicephalus microplus (southern cattle tick) is the source of this 1572-nucleotide messenger RNA. It is a transcript of the gene Cox11, whose product is annotated as Cytochrome c oxidase copper chaperone COX11. Gene Ontology annotation, molecular function: copper ion binding. Lineage: Eukaryota; Metazoa; Arthropoda; Arachnida; Ixodida; Ixodidae. The record is from RefSeq and is a predicted model, not a curated record. Gene Ontology annotation, cellular component: mitochondrial inner membrane.